CUCUGUUGUGGGUGGUGACGCAGCCAGUGGUUUAGUAUUGUUACUAGCUGAAAGAGAGAAAAAAAGAGUGUGUGUGUGUGUGAUUUAGGGAGAGAGAGAAAGGGGAGUCAAUGGAGGUGGAUUCAGCCAGAGGCAUUCUCAUGCAGGGACCGGCUAGGCAGAACUUCUGAAAUCAAGACGGGAAGGCUCUUGCCACGUCUCUCGACUAUCUCAGCACUCAUGCACGGACUGUAGAGAGGGCGGUGACCGCUGUCUUUGAGCAUCGGUUCUUGUGGCAGCACCGAGUCGAGAGGCCUAGCGGCAUUGUAUGUGCUGUCUGAGUCGGGAGAGCUUAGUCCGUCUCUACAGAUUGGAAUUAUAAUGUCCGAGCGGACGGCGGUGUCAUUUCAGCAGACUCUUGACAGAAACAUUUUCUUCAAAAAAACGAAAGACCUUAAGUUUUCUACUCAGAGUGCUCCUGGCUGGAAGUUAUUUGGGAAAGUCCCACCAAGAGAAAAUCUCCAGAAAGAUUCCAGAACAAUUCAACAGGAGGACAGUUCUGGCAGUCUUAGAUCUGUGUCAACGCCAAAUCUGUUAAACGCAGGGAUAUCUGAGGAGGAAUAUGAAGCUAGGACAGGAAGGAUAUGUAAGCCCCAGGCCCAGUCGUCAAGACGGAAAAACCUUGAAUUUGAACCACUUUCAACCACAGCACUUAUUCUGGAAGAUCGUCCCGCAAAUCUGCCUGCCAAGUCUGCAGAAGAGGCACAGCGACACAGACAAGAAUAUGAUGAGAUGGUUGCAGAAGCAAAGAAAAGAGAGAUGAAAGAAGCUCUGAAAAGAAAGAAAAUAAUGAAAGAACGCUUCAAACAGGAAGAAAAUAUUGCUAAUGCUAUGAUUAUUUGGAACACUGAAGUUCUUCCAAAUUGGGAAACAAUGAGACAUACGCGAAAAGUUCGAGAUUUAUGGUGGCUAGGUCUUCCACCUAGUGUUCGAGGAAAAGUGUGGAGUUUAGCAAUAGGAAAUGAACUCAAUAUUACUCAUGAGCUUUAUGAAAUUUUCCUCUCCCGAGCGAAGGAACAGUGGAAGAGUUUAAGCGAGACAGUGUCAGAGAAUGAUACAGAAGAUUCAGGAGCAUCCAUUUCUGACCGUGAAGCAAGUUUGGAGUUGAUAAAACUUGAUAUAUCCCGUACAUUCCCAUCUCUGUUCAUCUUUCAAAAGGGUGGCCCAUACCAUGAUCUGUUACACAGUGUUUUAGGAGCAUAUACAUGUUACAGACCUGAUGUUGGUUAUGUGCAAGGAAUGUCAUUCAUUGCUGCGGUGCUUAUUCUCAACCUGGAAGAAGCAGAUGCCUUCAUAGCCUUUGCCAACCUUUUGAAUAAGCCAUGUCAAAUGGCUUUUUUUCGUGUAGAUCAUAGUAUGAUGCUGAAAUACUUUGCAGCAUUUGAAGUGUUCUUUGAAGAAAAUCUCCCCAAACUAUAUAGCCACUUCAAGUCAUAUGGCCUUACCCCAGAUAUUUACCUAAUAGAGUGGAUCUUCACAUUGUAUAGCAAGUCAUUACCACUGGAUCUGGCCUGCAGAGUCUGGGAUGUCUUUUGUCGAGAUGGAGAAGAGUUUUUGUUUAGAACUGCCCUAGGAAUCCUCCGAUUAUAUGAAGAUGUACUCCUUCAGAUGGACUUCAUUCAUAUAGCUCAGUUUCUCACCAAAUUGCCUGAAGAUAUCACCCCAGAGAAGCUGUUUAACUGUAUUGCAGCGGUACAGAUGCAUAAUAGUAAUAAGAAAUGGACUCAAGUCUUUGCUACAUUAAUGAAGGACAACAGAGAAGGAGAAAAAAAUCAUAGCCCUGCACUAAAAAAUUAACACUAACAUGGUUUGCAUGUUGGCUGAAAUACAGAAACAAUCUCACUUGUGAGGGAAGAAAAAACUGAUAUGUUUGGAAACCACUACAGAUAAAAACAACUGAACUGAGAAAACCAAAAAGGAAAGGAAAAACAAUGUUUGGCUUCUUGUUGAUGUGGAGUCUUGAACAUCAUUGUGGAUGAGAAAAGAAAAAUGUUUACAUUGUUGCCAGUAUUAGAAAAGUCACUAAAAGUUGGAUUUGUGCAAAGAUGUUUCUUUUUACAUUUGUAAAAUAAUGUGGUAUUUUAUUCUGGACUACACUGGUGGCUGACUGAAAGAUACCACUUUCAUGAGUCACUUUUCGGAUAUCAACAUAAAGAACUGAAAGCUCUGUGAGGUAAAUGUCUCAUGGCAGGUAUACAUUUCCUUGAAGAGUUAAAGCACUUUCACACUCCACAUUCCUCUAACAGGAAUAUACUACAUUGGUUAAAAUUGUUAGAAUGAAUCACAGAGUUAACACCCCCUUGAUGUAGCAACAUGAUGCAGCAUUUUCAAGAGUGUUGAUCCAGGUACCAGUGCUCAUAGUCCCAUUGGACAGUUGCUCCAUGUCUUUACAGUUGGAUCAGUUUUCAGAAAAAAAAAUGUAUAGGCAUUACAUUUUACUGUGGAGGCUUAAUAGAUAUGCAAAACAAAAGUAGACUGUUAAAAGAGUUCCAGUAGUCUGCUAAGUCAGACCUUUUGACACAGCACUACAGUACCUUGACUGUUUUCCUUUUUGUAGCUUUGUGUUUCCAGGCAGAGUCUGUUUGGAUAUUCUUGACAAUUAUGCCUUCAUUAUAGCUAUGUCUGCAGUGUUGAGUACACACAAGAGUAUCUCAUUAUCAGAAAUGGCCAUGUUCCACCACUGCAUGCUGACUGACACUACAUUCUCUGAAAAGGCGUCAUAGGGUAAAUUCUUAGUACUUGUUAUCAUUAGGUAUUACCAUUCUUUCAGUGAAGGUCUGAAAAUUUGGUUGAGUUCAGGCAUUUUAAGCAUAGACUCAGUUGCACUUUUUUAACACUUUUAUCCACUGAAGGCCAAAGAGAGGCCACACCUGAUUUGCAGAGUGACAGUAUUAAAGUUACACAGACAAUAUUAAUUUUUAAGAAAAGAUGUAUUUUUUUCUUCAGGGAAACAAGUCUCAUCUCUUCCAUGUUCCUUUCUAGAGACGCAUCUCUUUACUGGUCUGUUUGUCCCACAACAUGCUGAUGUGGGUAACAUGUUUAAUUUUGUCAGUGGAACAUUCCAGUAUGGUAAGACACUGGAAUUUUUGAAAUUUGCAGUACAUAGCUUCAGAGUAGAAACUGGGAAGGCUUAACUGAGUGGCUUCAUAAGACAAAGAUACCACAUGCAUCUCAUUUUGCAAUAUUAUCCUAAUUUUUCUGUCAUCGUGCUUAAGGUCAGGUAAGUUUCUCUUUGACUGUGAUUAUUGCCUGCCCUUAAAGAAGCUCAUUAUUCAGACUUGUUUCUUUUUUAGUUAGAAUCCAGUUAAUAGUUUAGAUUACAACAUUAUUUAAAGAAUUUUUUAUGAAGUGUUGUUAUGGUACAAUAAUUGGGCUUUUUUCAGUUAAAUACCAGUUUUAUUACCAGUGGUAUUUUUCUGCAAUUGUCCUCUAACAUGCAGAACAACCCAAGUUCUCUUCGUGUCCUGUUAUUCUACUCCCUUGCACUGAGAUAUUUUUCAUGUGUAACCAAAGUAUAAAAAUGCCUAUCUAAAUCUGUAAAGGACUUUUCACAAGUUUCAUGUUCCAGUUUAGUUUUACUUUAUUUCGGAAUGGAUUAUCCUUGUCAUUUUAUUUUUAAUGUUUACUUUCUCAGCUCUAUAAAUGUUUAAAAAACUAAAAUUAUUUUCUUAACUGUAUUAAUUGUUCCAUUUUUCAUGUUUGUGACAUAAUUCAUCUUUUGAAGCACUUUUAUGUUAAGUUGUAUGUAUUAAUAUUUCUUGCUUGUGAUUACUAUUAUAUUGGGAUCCCUUUCUGAAACCACUUUUGUCAGCUUUUUGAUUUUCAGAACCAGUAUUUGCAUUCUUAGUGUAUGUGGGGAGGGAGACAGUCACAUUGCUCCAGUCUUUAUCAAAGUAGCAAUCUGUUUUUUUUUUACUCUGAAAACACGCUGCUAGCUGCCCGCUCCCAUCUAUAAAAAGUAUAUAUAUAUAUA
Molecule: messenger RNA, 4012 nt
Organism: Protopterus annectens (West African lungfish)
Lineage: Eukaryota; Metazoa; Chordata; Ceratodontiformes; Protopteridae
Gene: TBC1D12
Product: TBC1 domain family member 12
Exons: 15
Coding region: 361-1836 (491 amino acids)
Source: RefSeq, a predicted model, not a curated record